GCCGAGGUGCCUCUCCCCUGCAGCCGCCCGCUUCUUCCUUCAGCCCAGCCGGUGCGCACUCACUGCUCUGUGCGAGGCCGGGUGGGCAACCCGCUGCUGCGCUCGCAGUCGCCGCUGGUCCUGCAGCCAAGCUCCGGGUGCCGCCCCGACACGACUUGGCUGCGUGCACUGCUCGCCAGCGGUGGUCGGGGACAUGAGUAAGGCACACGGGGUCCAGCGCCCCGCGGCCAACCCCAGCUGGUGGCGGCCAGCGAGUCGGCGUUGCCCAAGAGAAUGAGGCUGGAGCCGGCGGCAGCUUCUUUCUGCUCCUUCUUCUUCUCCUCCUCGCCUUCCUCUGGCUCUGGCGCCCCAGGCCCUGGUAGGGCUGUGGCUCUCCUGCGUGCCCCGUGCGCCCCCCACCCGCCUCCGGAUGCGCUUCUCGGUUAGCCCGGUGAGGAAGAUAAAGACAUUUGCAACCAAGAUGGUCAUCACAGGUGGCAAUGACGAAGACAGGGGAGGCCAAGAGAAGGAGAGUAAGGAAGAGAGUGUCCUGGCCAUGCUGGGCAUCAUUGGGACCAUCUUGAACCUAAUCGUCAUCAUAUUCGUCUACAUAUACACCACUCUUUGAAGGGGGCCCUGGUGGCCUAGGGAUGGUCCCCGGAUAGCAGCCCCAUGGGUGGCCACGUCUGUGAGCUGCCAGGGCAACAGCAAAAAGGUGUGAUCCCCACGCACGCCA
This is a messenger RNA of Ochotona princeps (American pika), 715 nucleotides long. It is a transcript of the gene TUNAR, whose product is annotated as TCL1 upstream neural differentiation-associated RNA. Bases 410 to 607 code for a protein of 65 amino acids. NCBI's taxonomy places the organism in Eukaryota, Metazoa, Chordata, Mammalia, Lagomorpha, Ochotonidae. The record is from RefSeq and is a predicted model, not a curated record. The transcript is spliced from 3 exons.